Messenger RNA from Rattus norvegicus (Norway rat), 754 nucleotides. RefSeq names its product brain protein I3 (gene Bri3). Gene Ontology annotation, molecular function: identical protein binding. The coding region runs from base 109 to 486 and encodes 125 amino acids. Gene Ontology annotation, cellular component: lysosomal membrane; perinuclear region of cytoplasm. The record is from RefSeq and is marked validated. The transcript has 3 exons. Lineage: Eukaryota; Metazoa; Chordata; Mammalia; Rodentia; Muridae.
GGCCGAGCUGCCCGGGACACCGCCGUCGCUGCUACCGCCGCCAUCCCCGCCGGGCCGAAGGAAGCGAGCCGGGCCGGAGCUGGCGGGCGCGCGGCCCCGGGGGCCGCGAUGGACCACAAGCCCCUGUUGCAGGAGCGCCCGCCCGCCUACAACCUGGAGGCAGGCCAGGGCGACUACGCGUGCGGCCCGCACGGCUACGGGGCCAUCCCCACCGCGCCCCCGCCGCCGCCCUACCCCUACCUCGUCACAGGGAUCCCCACCAGCCACCCCCGGGUCUAUAACAUCCACAGUCGAGCGGUCACCCGGUAUCCUGCCAACUCCAUCGUCGUGGUCGGAGGCUGCCCGGUCUGCAGGGUUGGUGUCCUGGAAUACUGCUUCACCUGCCUGGGCAUCUUCUUGGCCAUCGUCCUGUUUCCUUUCGGGUUCCUCUGCUGCUUCGCGCUGAGGAAGCGAAGGUGCCCCAACUGUGGAGCGGUCUUCACCUAAAGGGAACCACACACCCAGUUUUCCUACGUCAGCUCUUUUCUAAUGUAAAUGUCGUGUACAAUAGUUUUAUUUGAUUAAGCUUCAGGACUGUUUUGUAAAGUGCGUGCUCUGCCUGCGGUGGGAUGGACUGGCUUAGGGCUGCAGAGGGGGAAGGCAGCGACCUGCUCCCAAGGCCAAGGAUAACGCGCUGCUUCUAUUUUUUGCAGUCUUCAAUUUGAGAAUGGUGAGAAAUACUGUUUUAAAUAAAUGAGAUUCAUACCAUUGUGUA